AUGGGGCUCCGAGAGGCCGGGGGUGUGGGGAAGCUCCCUCUGUUCCUGGGGCUGCUUCUCUACCUGCUGGCCAAGAAGCCCGUCAGCUCCAUUAACGCCAGCGCCCCUUCCGUGGACGUUGCCAUGAAUGAGCCGGUGGUGACGCUCGAGGAGUCGGAUCCAAAUAUGACAGAACCCAAGGAGGUAGAAUUUGGACCAUGCACCGUUACAUGUGGUAUUGGCUUCCGAGAAGUUAUAUUAACCAGUGGGUGCCCUGGAGGUGAAUCAAAGUGCAUUGUUCGUGUUGAGGAAUGCAGAGGACCAACAGACUGUGGCUGGGGGAAACCAAUUUCUGAAAGUCUCGCCAGUGUGAAGAUACCUUGCAUUUUUGUACCUCCUGAAGAUCGAUUUACAUAUACUUGGAAAAUGUUGAUUCCAGACCAGCAAUCACUCAUUCUUCCUAAUGAUUCAGCUAUUCUGGAGGUACACAGAGAUACACAUCCAGUUGCUUUCCAGUGUGAUACAGAAGAAAAUGACGAAUUGAUUGCAUCUGUAAAAUAUACAGUGUAUACAACAGCUGAACUGGAAACAAGAAGGUCAAAGAAGCAAACUGCAGAUAUAGUACUGGUGUUUAUACUCAUAACUGGAGUUAUUGUUUGUGUUGGCAUGAUCUUUGCAGUAGUCUUCAUCAUUCUUAACUGGGAAGCUGUGAAAACCUUCUGGCAAACAAAAAUUUGGAAAAGCAGAGAAGAAAUAAUACGCAGCACACAUGCUUCAACGAGAACCUCAGACUCAGUGCAAAUGCCGACAACAGAUAAUUCUCAGAUUUCGCAACUAGAAACCAAUGUUCAGGAACAGAGUUCCUACCAGGAGUGGAAUGCAGAAGAAGGAGAGAAUUAG
This is a messenger RNA of Eublepharis macularius, 879 nucleotides long. It is a transcript of the gene SPACA1, whose product is annotated as sperm acrosome associated 1. The coding region runs from base 1 to 879 and encodes 292 amino acids. Gene Ontology annotation, cellular component: acrosomal membrane. The transcript has 7 exons. NCBI's taxonomy places the organism in Eukaryota, Metazoa, Chordata, Lepidosauria, Squamata, Eublepharidae. Gene Ontology annotation, biological process: acrosome assembly. The record is from RefSeq and is a predicted model, not a curated record.